AUGGAUUACAGCGCCUCUGUUCACGAUGCCGAUCACCCCACAGGCGCUUCGCCCUGGGGCAACUCACCUGCGCCCUCGCCUCAAGCCCAUCGAACAACUUUUGGCGCAGUAGCCGGCGAACCGCCGGCAUCGCCACACCGGUUCGGUUCAGACAUCCCAAGCAACGGUUUUGGAGCAGAUCACGAAGAAGAGGAAGGGUUUGGGCCUUCAGACCAUGGCUUCGGUCGACCAAGCACCGGCAGCACCGUUUCUGAGAGUGACACACAAACGUAUACAGCAGAGACAGCAUCCGGGGCCGCUUCGCCAGGGCAGCAUCACGGAAAUGUCUCCCCCUUGCAGCCGCAUGAUCCCAACCGGCUGUCCGGGGACACUGCGCGUGCUAGUCAAGAGCAGUCUCAGGCGCGAAAGCCUACGCAGCCCGUAUACAAGCUCCAAGCCAAGAUCACUGGCCUCGAACGCGCAGCGCGAAAGGACCCUAUCUUAAGAUUCGAUGUCCAUACCAACCUUCCAAAGUUCCGAACCACCCAAUUCCGAGAUGUCAGGCGCCUGCACUCAGAGUUCGUGAAGCUUGCUGAGUACCUUAUAUCUGCGAAUCCCGAAGCGAUCGUCCCGGCUGUCCCUCCACCUCUGACAUCGGCCGGUGCUGGAACCGACGAGGACGAGAUUAGGGUUAAAGCGCUCAUGCAGCGGUGGUUCAACUACGUUUGCAGUAACGAGGUUCUCGCCAGAGACGACGAGAUGGUUCUUUUCGUGGAAAGCGACUUUGGCUAUAGCCCGAUGGUGAAGAAAAAGCAGCCCGCCACCGGAGUGCGGCGCAAAUUGCUGAAGCAAUUCGCACCCCCUCCGGAUGACACCCCCGAUCUGUCCGAGGCUCGACCAAUUGUGAAGCUUUUCUACCUAGGAUCCAUGGAUGCGGGCCACAAGGUCGACAAGCUGGUCAAAUCCCGUCGAGGGCUCGGUCUUGGGCAAUCCGAGUUUGGUGUCAGACUUGGAAGUAUGCACGUACAGGAGCCACACCAGGGCCUGGCCAACGCGUACCGCAAACUUGGGAAGAUCGUCCAGACUGUCGGUGACUCGCAGCAAGCACAGGCUACCGCGGAGGCCUUCACCAUUGGGGAUCCCCUCCAGUAUCACUCCUCGGAUGCUUUCAUCGUCAAGGAAACCCUCACGAACCGCCAACUUCUCCUCCGCGAGUUCCUACAGGCGCAAGAGAACACUCGGAGCAAACUGAAUGCCGCGGAUCGUCUGAAGGCCAGCUCGAAUGUCCGCCGAGAAAAGGUAGACGAAGCAAUCUCGCUGCUAGAGGACGCGAAACAGAACGAGGCCUACCUGUAUCAAAAGACUAGGCGAGUGACACAAAACUUGGUUCAAGAACGCCAUAAGUGGUUCACAAGGACGGCUGCCGAUCUGCGUGCAAGCAUUCGCGAGUUUGUGUGCAAGGAAAUUGAGGCCGAACGCAGGACUCUGGCCAUGCUCGAGAACGUACGACCCGACGUCCGUGCCAUUGACGCGUCUGGUGGCCUGAGUCGGCUGGGCCGUGAGGCGCACCCGACAGUGCGUCGAACCAGCAUGGCUUCAAGCCAGGGUCCCAAGGGGGACGCAUGGAGCGGAGUACCGCGACGAUCUGUUGAUCCAAUGGGAAGGAGCGUUUCCACCAGCUACAUGACCAACGUCGCUGAGGAUGGGGACGGCGAGGAGGAGAGUGCGAAGGCUCCGGCCGGUGGCUUGUCCGAACAGAAUGAAGAGGAUGACGAAGACCGAGUGGAUGCCCGCAAUGCGGCGAGUCGGCUGGCUACCAGCACUUUCUAA
Messenger RNA from Diaporthe citri, 1809 nucleotides. RefSeq lists its product as uncharacterized. Gene Ontology annotation, molecular function: phosphatidylinositol-3-phosphate binding. The transcript has 3 exons. Bases 1 to 1809 code for a protein of 602 amino acids. The record is from RefSeq and is a predicted model, not a curated record. Gene Ontology annotation, biological process: intracellular protein transport; retrograde transport, endosome to Golgi. Lineage: Eukaryota; Fungi; Ascomycota; Sordariomycetes; Diaporthales; Diaporthaceae. Gene Ontology annotation, cellular component: retromer, tubulation complex; endosome; retromer complex.